Messenger RNA from Anguilla rostrata (American eel), 8448 nucleotides. It is a transcript of the gene alk, whose product is annotated as ALK receptor tyrosine kinase. The record is from RefSeq and is a predicted model, not a curated record. Bases 1153 to 6279 code for a protein of 1708 amino acids. Gene Ontology annotation, cellular component: plasma membrane; signaling receptor complex. NCBI's taxonomy places the organism in Eukaryota, Metazoa, Chordata, Actinopteri, Anguilliformes, Anguillidae. The transcript has 29 exons. Gene Ontology annotation, molecular function: protein binding; ATP binding; transmembrane receptor protein tyrosine kinase activity. Gene Ontology annotation, biological process: cell surface receptor protein tyrosine kinase signaling pathway; positive regulation of kinase activity; regulation of cell population proliferation.
AUCAGUGAAACCAUCCGAAUCACGAAACUCCUGUCAAGGAAUUUACGACAAGCAGAGAUGCGCGAGAGCUUCAACUGAGCCGUUUGUGUGCGCGAAUUCUAUGAUUCAUUGAUAUUCAUUAAGGGCGAAUUUCAGAAUGUCACUGCCGCACAAUUUGCAAGCUAAAUUUGGAUGUGAUUCGAGCACUUUAUCGCGCUUUGUCUCAGCAGAGAUGAUACGGCUCCGUAAUUUCCGGAAUAACCCUCAGUAGGCUCAUUGGUACAUGUACGAAGAUGCGCUUGUGGGAUACAUACAGUCUCAAAAUCGGGGCAACAGCCUGACGCUGACGUCAAAGGGAUGUAGAAGUGAGUUUACGAUCGGAUAUAUAGUAUUUGGAACGUGGAAGCGAUGAGCGAUGCAGAAAGGCGCAUCCACGGUGCUGCGGUGAAAGCUAUGGACAUUUGAAAGAAUAUAUAGCCAUACAAAAAGGAAAUCCCUUCUGGCAGGCGAAACAGGUGAGAUAUUAAAAAAAAGAUCAACGUCAUAUGCGCAAAUUUUGGAUAAACAUAAAGUUACGCUUGACGUCAACCAACUCGUAACUUAAUUCGUCGUCCGGAUUAAUGCGAUUCAAUGUGUGUAGUGGAUGUAAUUAUAUUAAACUUAAACGUUUGCUGUGUGAUGAGUAUUGUUUUUGCCGAGCAUUUUGGUCGAAGGUAUAGGAGCUUCACUGGCACAUAGUCUGCGAAAGAUUUUGAGGGCAAUGCGAGCCACCGCUUCCAUUCGCUGACAAAACCACUACUUGUAUUUCUACCACUGUGCCACGAGACAGACACAAGGAUCCUUUGACGAACACUGGCGAAGACCGGGGAGGAAUAUCAAACAGCGUGUUUCAAUAAGCGAAUCGUUGCGUGCAUACCCACUACAAACGGAAAAAAAACUUGUAUGAAAGAAAGAUGCCACGUACCCGUGGCAGGAAAGGGGGUACAGCGGCAGGCAGCGCUUUCGCAAAACAAAAUUGAAACGAGCACAUACAUACAGUUGGGCGCAGUGGCAAUAGGCGACUGUAUAGCCUGCAUGAUCAUUGAUUUGGGAUAGGGUUUAGUUCUGCGUGCGCGAAAGAGAGACAAACGGUGAGAAAAGCAACAUCAGCACCAAAAAAUACGGAUAAAAACCAUGACGACGAGGACAUUUUACUUGUUUAUUUUGUCUGCGGCUUUUCUAGCCGAACUGCGGUGCGUCUCACAAAAAACCACGACGGGGGCAACUCUCCCUACCGCCGGUCUCAUAAAUAACAGUGGGGAUACUAGCAGCAAAAAGGACGCCAACCAAACCUACAAUUCCAGACUUAAGAGGAAAAAUCUGUCGGUGGAUUUCGCAAUCCCUGCUCUCUUGCGGAACUACCUGUCUGUUUUCAUAAAGCGCCCGCUGAACGGGGAUUGCCGGAAUUUUAAUGGAUGCUACACGGUGCGGUCUAACUUGAGAAUGCACUGCAUACCUUUGCAAAAAAUCGUAUCUAGUUUGCUUGAGACGAAUUUGGCGGAAUCGGACGGUUUGGAGAAGGAGAAUAUCACGGGCUCUGGACAACUCCCAUUCCGGCACAAGCGACCGCUGUCCAACGUUCUGAAUUUGGGGUUGGCCAGGAAAACUAACCAAGUUGUGGUGGAGGUGGGGGAAGAACUGGUCCGGACGUUGUGCGGUGGACUGACCAGCGAAGAUGAUGCCCCGUUAUCUUUUAUGGAGCUGGACCUCGGUAGCAUUUUGGAAUGGUGGCUUGGAGCCGAAGGGGGCAGGCUGAGGGUCCGGAUCAUGCCCGAGAAACGAGCGCAGGUUCCAGGAAAAGAAGAGAAGUACUCGGCCGCGAUCAGAGCGGCAGAUCCCCGCCUCUUCCUUGAGAUCGCUUCCCGCGGUACCGCCUGGGCCAGCGCGGCGGGGCGGGCCCCCGACGGCUACUGGAACUUCACGUGGACCGCAGAGGACGAGCUCAGCUUUCCGCAGGAAAUGACAUCAUCAUCGUCAUCGUCGUCAUCAUCGGAGUUCAGAUGCCAUGGCAACAGAGAGCCGUGCCGCCGGCCCCCGGACAGGAGCCCGAAAUUCAGCUGGAGCCUGAUGGCGGCGGAGAGCUCGCUGGAGGCGGGGCCGGACGCCGUGCAGAGGGGAACCCGGCUUCCGGGCUGGGAGGAAGGGCAGUUCCUGUGGGUGAACUCUUCGGCGCUGGGGGGCCCCUGGGUGCUGAGCCCGUGGCUGUGGGGGGGUCCGCGCGCCUGCGGCCUGGACAUGGCUGUGUUCCUGCACCCCCAGCAGAGCGGGCGCUACACGGUGUGGCUGGCGCUGCGGGACAGCCCCCCCCUCACCCUCCUCUCCGUGGACAAGCCCCGACGGCCAGGCUGGGCAGUGCUGCGGCUCAUCCUGGGGUCCCAGAGCUCGCCCUUCCGAAUCUCCUCUGGCUACGGGCAGCCCGGCGAGCGGGACACGGCCACGUUUGCGCCCCUCUUCACCACCAACUGCACGCUCGGGACCUCGCCCACCCCGCAGAUCCCCCUGCAGGGGCAGUACCAGUGCCACCAGGGACCCGAGAUCGCCAUGGGGCAGAAGUGCGACUUCAGCGCCGACUGCCCGCUCGGAGACGACGAGGGAGAUAUGUGCCGUCAGUUUCUGAACGGCACCUACUGUUCGUUUGAAGAUGGCGACUGUGGAUGGAGGUCCGUAUCGCCCAGAGGGCCCAAGUGGAGGGUCGUCGAGACGCAGCCAGGGGGCGCCACACCCAGCUGUCCUUCUUCAGGAGCUGUAAUGAUGGUGGACAGUAGCCAGUCUAAAGGGCAACAGGGAGCAGCUUCAGUGAGGAGCCCUCUGUUCCCACCGCCGCUCAGGAACUCCCGCUGCGAGGUGCGGUUUUGGCUGUGUUCCGGAGGCUCCCAGCGGGGGGCGCUGUCUCUCUCGCUGGCGGAGAACAGCACGGGCCCAGAGAAGCUGCGCAGGCUGUGGCACGCCGGCGUGGAGGACGACAGGGAGCCGGGCUGGAGGCUCGUCGCCGUCCCUCUGUACAACCUGACAGACUGGUUCUGGCUGCAGUUCGGCACCAACAGUGUGUCCGGUCGAGGGUCCUAUUUCAAACUGGACAACUUCUCUCUCAGCAUGGACUGUUUCCUGACAUCCAAUGGGGAGUUUCCGCCCGUGAUUACCAACCAGAACAUCAGGAUGACCUCGUCGACCCAGAGAAAUACGAGUGACAACAGAAUCUCGACACCCGAGCUACUGGACCACUCCAGCAGAUGGGCCUUUCACACCUGCGGGUCCACGGGCCCCGAGGGCCCCAACCGCGGCCAGUGCGCCAACUCCUACCGCAGCAGCAACGUCAACGUCUCCGUGGUGACCGAGGGGCCCCUCAAGGGCGUGCAGGUGUGGAGGGUCCCCGAGACGAGGACGUACAGGAUCACAGGUUGUGGGGCUGCAGGUGGUCGCAGCGUAUUGGCCAAUACCAGGUCACACGGUGUCUACAUGAUGGCUGACUUCCUGCUGCAGAAGGAUGAACUGCUGUACAUCCUGGUGGGACAGCAAGGAGAGGACGCCUGUCCCAACGCUGACCGUGCCCUCAACAAGAUCUGCACGGACCAGACAUACAACAAAACUCUGGGCCGGCCGGGCGGAGGUGGCGGGGGAGGCGGGGCCACCUACGUCUUCAAGGUGGAGAAGGGCGUCCCUGUGCCCCUGCUCAUCGCAGCCGGUGGCGGGGGGCGGGGCUACCAGAGCAGCCAAUCAGAAAGCCAGAUAGAGGAUUUGGACAGAGACCCCCGGGUUCCAGGGCGCAAUGGCCGCUCAGGAGCUGCAGGUGGGGGCGGCGGCUGGAAUGACACUCUUCCUGUGGCUCGUGGGGGGAGACCUCUUCUGCUGGGGAGCCAGGGGGGGCAGGCCUGUCAGUACGGCUGGCCAACCAGGGGGGGCUUCGGCGGAGGGGGAGGAGCCUGUUCCUCAGGCGGUGGAGGAGGGGGUUACAGAGGUGGCAGCACGCCAGCGGAGAACGACCCGAGGAAGGACGGGAAGGACGGAUCUUCCUUCAUCGGCCCCGACGGCGUGACCUUCAUCGAGCCGCUGAAAGGCAUGGAGAGCCAUGGGGAGGUGGUCAUCGCCCCGGCGCAGAACUGCAGCCACUGUGAGUCGGGCGAGUGUCACGAGACGGGCGAGGAGACGGUGUGCCUGUGCUACGAGGACCUGGUUCUGGACCAGGACGGAGUGUCCUGCAUCAACCACACAGAGCGGAAUCUCCUGACGCCUCACCUGCCGCUGUCCAAGCUGGCUCUGGGGCUGUCUGUGGGCACAUCUGCACUGAUCGCUGCUCUGCUGCUGGCUGUGUCUGGGGUUAUGAUCAUGUACAGACGCAAGCACACGGAGCUGCAGGCUAUCCAGCUGGAGCUGCAGAGUCCGGACUGCAAGCUGAGCAAGCUGAGGGCCUCCACCAUCAUGACCGACUACAACCCCAACUACUGCUUCGCCGGCAAGACCGCCUCCGUCACCGACCUGAAGGAGGUGCCCCGGCGCAACAUCUCCCUCACCAGGGGUCUGGGGCACGGCGCGUUUGGGGAGGUGUACGAGGGCCUGGCUGUGGGGAUCCCAGGAGAGCCCAGUCCCAUGCAGGUAGCGGUGAAGACGCUGCCUGAAGUGUGCUCUGAGCAGGACGAGCUGGACUUCCUCAUGGAGGCGCUGAUUAUCAGUAAGUUCAGUCAGCAGAACAUAGUGCGCUGUAUAGGAGUCAGCCUGCAGGCUCUGCCGCGCUUCAUUCUGCUGGAGCUGAUGGCGGGAGGAGACCUCAAGAGCUUCCUGAGAGAGACGCGCCCCAGACUGGAGCAGCCCUCCAGCCUGUCCAUGGUGGACCUGCUGAAUGUGGCCCGGGACAUCGCCCGGGGCUGUCAGUACCUGGAGGAGAACCAGUUCAUUCACAGGGACAUCGCCGCCAGAAACUGCCUGCUGACCUGCAAAGGGCCGAGCAGAGUGGCCAAGAUCGGGGACUUCGGCAUGGCCCGGGACAUUUACAGGGCCAGUUACUACCGGAAGGGUGGGCGUGCGAUGCUGCCGGUCAAGUGGAUGCCCCCGGAAGCCUUCAUGGAGGGGAUCUUCACCUCCAAAACGGACACAUGGUCCUUUGGGGUUCUGCUCUGGGAGAUCUUCUCUCUGGGAUACAUGCCGUACCCCAGCCGCAGCAACCAGGAGGUUCUGGAGUUUGUGACCAACGGGGGCAGGAUGGACCCUCCCAAAAACUGCCCCGGGCCAGUGUACCGGAUAAUGACGCAGUGUUGGCAGCACCAACCGGAGGACAGACCCAACUUCUCUACCAUCCUGGAGAGGAUUGACUACUGUCUACAGGACCCUGACGUGGUGACGGUGCCCCUGCCGGUGGAGUACGGGCCCGUCCAGGAGGAAGAGGAGCGGGCCCCUCCGCUCUCCGAAGACCCCGUCACCCCCUCCCUGCUGGAGCCCGCCCCGUCGCAGGAGGGCAAGAGAGAGGCGGAGCCUCCCCUGCAGCCCGGCCACGCCCCCCAGCCUCAGCCCGCCGCCGCCCCCACGGCGCAGCCGCACCCCCCUCACCCGCACCAGCACCCUCACCCGUCGCAGGCCCCGCCCGCAGCCAAGCCCCGCCCGGCGCAGCAGGGCGCCGAGGGGGGGCACGUGAACCUGGGCUUCAGCCAGGGGCAGCCCCCCGACAAGGAGAACCGAAACAGGAAGCCCACCAACCUGUGGAACCCCACCUACGGCUCCUGGUUCCUGCAGCAGCAGCAGCAGCAGCAGAGGCAGGCAGGCGGGCGGGGCCCCGGGGAGGGCCAGGAGCACCCCGCCCACGCGGGGCGGACUGUGGGCGAGGCAGCCGGGGCCCUGGGGCUCCAGCACCAGCACAAGCAGCUGCAGCAGCUGCAGCUCCAACAGCAGCAGCAGCAGCAGCAGGGUCACUGCAGGCCGCUCCUGCCCCCCCCGCCCGCGCCCGCGCCCGGACCCUCCGCCCCCCUCCUGCUGGAUUCGGCCGCGCUCCCCCCCGUCCCCCUGUACAGACUGCGCCGGUUCCCCUGCGGCACGGUGGGGUACGGGUACCAGGAGCAGGGCCUGCCGCUGGAGGCCGCCGCCACCGCCCCGGCCCCUGCCCCCCCGCCGCCGGCCCCCCCGGCCCCCUCCGGCCCCCAGCGGCCCCCCGCGAUCGGCCGGGCGGGGGCCGCCAUCACCGAGGACAACCGUCCGCUGCUCGUCACCAUGGGAACGGCCGCUCUGCAGGACCCCAGGCUGCCGAAUAUAGAAGGGCACAACGCCACUGUGCUUUAACCCCGCCCACUGUGCUGUGCUCUCGCCCCGCCCCCUUCACUGCCCCCGCCCAACCCCCCACCUCCGCAGACACGUCCACACCCGCCGUGGACCAAUCAGCUGUAAUUCUUUUUCAAAACUCGAAUCGGGAGCUCUCACCAGGCUGUCAAUAAAACACACAAAAAAACUAAAAUAAUAAAAUGGAGAAAGGACUUGGAAGGGUGUUGGGACGACUUUUCGCCGGGCGACUUUUUGAACUCGGCUAUGUUUUAAAUCUUCCAGAUCGCUGGAGCUGGGAAACCUUUGGUUUAGAGUUUUUGAAGUGUUCAGAAGAGAUUUUCCGUCCGCUGUCGAUGGUUGCCGUGGGAACAGCAUCAGGACCAUGACCACAAUGGUAUGUCUCGGCUUCUGGCGGACCCCAGAAUCCCACGUGGACGGGCCGAGGGUUUGACCUAUGACCACCGUCACAAGUUUUACAUCAAAAUUUUCCCAAAACAAAUAAAUCAAUUAGAAAUCACAAUAUCAUAUCAUGAUUCUUGUCUCUCGCGGGUGGGAAAGACCUUAUACUGUGUGUCCGUGAUCACAUUCUCAAAAACAACGGGACAGGAAGCCCCCCCCCCCCCCCCCCAUCGGACCAGCAGCGUGUGGGCGGUGCAGCGGAGGGGAACGCUGGUACCCCUGUCCGUCUACCCCAGCCGCGGCUUCCUCCCUUUAAUCCGGAGACACCCCGGGCGUUUACGGGACAGGUCACCCUGACGCCACACGGAUUCUCUGCUGGGAACAGACGCCUCGAUCUGGCUCCGUUUUCUAACAAAAAACAAAAAAAAAAGUGAUGUGUUUGUUGAUGCUUGCUUGCCUGCCUGUUUAUUUAUUCAUUUGUUAAUUUAUUAUUUGGGAGAUCUGUUAAUUAUUUAUGGACGUGCUCUCCCCCCUCCUCCCUCCCUCCCCAAAAUCCCUGUUUUUCAUAAUUUUGUUAGCUCUUGGACUCUGUUGGCUUUUAAACUGCGGGAAUUCAGAUUCAACACGGAGUUUAACAGAGUAAAUAAAUCCCCGAUGGCUGAGGUGACAGUUGGCCGCUGCGCUGCAGAUUUCGCGGAGCAGACGGAGGCGGAGGCGGAGUGUGUGAUUGACAUCCACCAGGGCUCCUAGCGGGGAGGGGUGGGGGGGGGUCUGCGCCGCGCACACGCGCUUCAUUUCCUGAAACGAGCUGUCCGCUGUGUCGCUUCCUUGGCCCGCUCAGGUACAGGCUCGGCCGCUUGAACUUGUAUUCUGGAUAGCUCACCCCUGACCCCUGACCUUUGACCCCUCGCCACAGAGACACGCAGCUGGCAGCCAUGGCCCAAUUUACAGUCCUUGUACAUGAUCUCUCCUUUAAGUGGAUUAUCUUUUUUUUUUAAUCUUUUUUUUUUUUUUUUUUAAACCAAGAAAUGUUUAAAGGUUUCCAAGCGUACGGGUUGAGAAGUACGCUUUUCAUUCUUCGUAAAUUACUACUUGUAAAAAAAAAAAAAAAAAAAAGUCUUUCCAAAAAUUAUUAUUUUUUAAAUUGCUACCUUCAUUUGAGCACAGCAGACGACAAGGUUUAAAACUCUUUGUUGAACGGAGAUUGGUUUUUGAACAUUACUAUUGAAAGGACCUGUGUUAUAAUGCCUAAAUAAGCCAGCACAAUGUACAUUUCUUACCACGCAGCAGAGGGAGUUGAUGAAAUCAAGCCCUCGGGUGUCAUUCACGGCUUCUCGAAGCUGGUGAACGUUUUACCCAACGCCACGCAGCCACGAUGUUGGAAUCGCAGCACGCACUUCAAACAAACCAUUACCAAAAUGUUUUUGAGGUCCAAAUGGGUACGGGACGUGUUGGGAGGGGCCAACCAACCCAACCUCCCCCCCCCCCCCCCCCCCCUCGGCUUUGACUCGAUCCAAACUCAGAUCACACAUUCCAGCUGCUCUGCAUCCACUUUGCUCUUUGUAAAAAGUAAAAAAAUUAAAUAAAUAAAUGAAUAAUAAAAAAUAAAAAAAUCUUGUAAAAUGUUAUAAUUACAAAGCAUUGUACUAUGGUUGUGGUAAACCUUGUAAGUUUCCCUUGGAUUACGACUUGGAUAAUCUGCCUAAUAAAUAAAAUGACUAAUAACAGCUGGUUUGGCAUCCAGACUGAACCUGAUGAAUAAAAGGUUUUCAAAAUCCCUCACGUGAGCGC